Molecule: messenger RNA, 1059 nt
Organism: Nezara viridula (southern green stink bug)
Lineage: Eukaryota; Metazoa; Arthropoda; Insecta; Hemiptera; Pentatomidae
Source: the annotation of a GenBank genome assembly
AUGAAGUUGAUUUGUGCGGCAGUGUGCUUCAGCGCACUUGUGCACCAGGCCUUAUCAGGAUGGAGUAGUGGAGGAGGAGGAGGAGGAGGAAGCGGCGGCUGGUCUGGAGGUGGUGGAGGUGGCAGUGGAGGCUGGUCCGGAGGUGGAGGAAAUGGUGGUGGAGGUUGGUCUGGAGGCGGUGGAGGGGGAGGUGGUGGCUGGAAGAAUGGCGGAGGAGGUGGCAACGGAGGUGGAGGCGGUGGAGGCCAAGCAAUAAUUCAACCGGCAAUUAUUAAGAUCAUUACCUUGGGCGGAGGUGGAGGAAACGGAGGCGGUGGUGGCGGAGGCCAUGGAGGUGGCGGUGGAGGCGGAGGAUGGAAGAGUGGAGGCGGCGGUGGUGGCGGCGGUGGAUGGUCCAAUGGUGGAGGCGGUGGUGGCGGCUGGAAGAGUGGAGGUGGCGGAGGAGGCGGCGGUGGAUGGAAGAGUGGAGGUGGCGGCGGCGGCGGGGGAGGAUGGCCGAGUGGAGGUGGAGGAGGAAAUGGCGGAUGGUCGAAUGGAGGAGGAAGUGGCGGUGGAUGGUCCAGCGGCGGAAAUGGUGGUGGAGGUGGAGGAGGCUUUGAUUUAAGUAGCAUACUAGGUCUACUGGGAGGUCUGGGAGGUGGCAAAGGCGGUGGUGGGGGAGGAGGAGGAGGAGGCGGUUGGAAAGGUGGUGGAGGUGGAGGAGGAGGUGGAAGAGGAGGUGGAGGAGGACAUAAAACAGUUGUCAUUAAGAUUGAUAAAGUCACAGUUGCAAAAGGAGGUGGAGGUGGAGGCGGUGGAGGAGGCGGAGGAGGAUGGAGUAAUGGUGGCGGUGGAGGCAAUGGAGGAGGUGGAGGAGGAUGGAGUAAUGGUGGCGGCGGUGGCGGAGGUGGAUGGUCCGGUGGAGGAGGGGGAGGCAGUGGUGGAUGGUCAAAUGGAGGAGGAGGAGGAGGAGGAGGAGGAAGUGGUGGAUGGUCAAGCGGAGGAGGUGGAGGAGGUGGUGGAUGGUGGCUAUCAUUAGACAUGGGAGUAAAACGUGUCCGGCUCAAAAUCAAACGUUAA